AAACGUUUUCAUUACCAGACUUCUGGACGUGCCACGUCUCAGCACAUUUGUCUUCAGACUAUCUUCAAAAUGGCGGACAGCAACUGAAGCACAGUCAUACCGAAACAGGACAUAGCUUGAGACAACUUUCUCACCCAAAUAUUUGCAAUAAGUUGCUAAUAUCUUUGCUUUAAACUACAAAAAUGUCUGCAGAUGCACCAGAUGAAGCAACUGCUCAGUUGAGCACACCAUCAUUUUUUUCAAGAUUGAUACAAAGCAUUAGUCAGCGCUAUCAAAAGAUUCUAGAUGAUUCUGUCCCUCAUAUGACAGCAAGGUGGCUUAUGCUGCUUGCAUUUGGGUGCGGAUAUAUGUUACGUGUGUAUAUUUUACAGGGCUGGUACAUCAUUACAUAUGCGCUUGGUAUUUACCUUCUGAAUUUAUUCAUUGGAUUUUUGUCACCAAGGAUUGAUCCUGCAUUGAUGGAAGAUCCAGAUUUUUAUGAUGACAUUGCAGAAGAUGGCCCAACACUGCCGCAGAAAGCAAAUGAAGAAUUUAAACCAUUCAUCAGAAAACUUCCAGAAUUUAAAUUUUGGCACUCGUCAUUUAAGGCUGUCAUCGUUGCAUUAGUCUGCACAUGUUUUGACGCAUUCAAUGUCCCAGUGUUCUGGCCUAUACUUGUUAUGUAUUUUAUCAUCCUGUUUGUAAUUACCAUGAAGAGACAAAUCAAGCAUAUGAUCAAGUACAAAUAUUUACCAUUUACUCACGGAAAGAGAAAGUACCAAGGCAAAGAAUCUGGACAGGCGUUUGCACAGUAGUAGAAAUUGGUUAUGCUGUUUAACAUGCAUAGUGGUGAAAGAUUUGGGUAGCACCACGAGAUCUCUCUCAUUCCCAUCAAACUCUGGACAAGUUUAAUUCAUUUGUCAUCUAGUAAUUCUCUUGUAAAUUAAUUUUGCUCUACUUCCAUCUUAUGUUAACCUUUUAGCAAUCAUUUUACAAUAAUGUUGUUUAUUUGUGUCAUCCAAACCCGAAGACAAUCUAGGAAUGAGAAUUGCACAUCUGAAUUUACAUUCCAUGAAUAUUUUUGAAAUGGCGAAAAGUGAAGAUACGACCCACGGUUUCAUUUUGGGUCAUCAUUAGGCAAUGCUGCUGAUGGUUUUGUUAUUAUAAAUGGUGAAUGGCAAAUGUGACGUCUGAUCAUGCCAUUUUGUGUCUUGAUCUAAUUAUCUAGUCGGGUAAUUCAUCAAUGUUAUCUAUUAAUGCCAUAUGAUUAUCUUUUAAGCAAGCGAAACCUUUUCUUAAAACUUUUUAAUCAGUA
Rhopilema esculentum is the source of this 1294-nucleotide messenger RNA. RefSeq names its product protein RER1. Lineage: Eukaryota; Metazoa; Cnidaria; Scyphozoa; Rhizostomeae; Rhizostomatidae. The record is from RefSeq and is a predicted model, not a curated record. Gene Ontology annotation, biological process: retrograde vesicle-mediated transport, Golgi to endoplasmic reticulum; protein retention in ER lumen. Gene Ontology annotation, cellular component: Golgi membrane.